AUGGAACGAAUCUACAAUGCAAAGAGAUGUCCUAUAGAGAACAGAUUACCAUACACUAAGUACCUUCUUGCUGGAGAGGUCAUGCAUUGGUGGUCCAACAUGAAGAUGAUGUUGGAAGAUAGCAGGGAACCCAUCACUUGGGAGUUGUUUAAAAAGAAGUUCUAUGCUGAGUACUUCCCAAAUAGUGUGAAGUACACAAAGGAGGUUGAGUUCUUGCAGCUGAUGCAAGGAGACAUGUCAGUAUCAGAGUAUGCUGAAAAGUUUAAACACCUGGGCAGAUUUCAAACCUUAAAGAUGGCUGAGGACUGGCAGUGUAGGAAGUUUGAGAAUGGGCUUAGAGGCGAUCUCAAACUCAUGGUGGCUCCACUCUCUAUCAAGGAAUUCCCUGCCUUGGUAGAGAAGGCAAGAGUAAUGGAUAAGCUUAAGGUUGAAGUUGAAGCUCAAUAG
Messenger RNA from Vigna unguiculata (cowpea), 447 nucleotides. RefSeq lists its product as uncharacterized. NCBI's taxonomy places the organism in Eukaryota, Viridiplantae, Streptophyta, Magnoliopsida, Fabales, Fabaceae. The record is from RefSeq and is a predicted model, not a curated record.